This is a messenger RNA of Drosophila kikkawai, 1911 nucleotides long. It is a transcript of the gene Ir11a, whose product is annotated as Ionotropic receptor 11a. The record is from RefSeq and is a predicted model, not a curated record. NCBI's taxonomy places the organism in Eukaryota, Metazoa, Arthropoda, Insecta, Diptera, Drosophilidae.
AUGCGCCUCACUAUCCUGUGGAUGGUCUCUGCCUCGUUUCUGCCGGGGAUCCAGAUUCGGGGACAGAAGCGACUCCUUGCGGAGCUACCCAGUGCCCAGGAUGAGCUCAAUACCCGCCGUCUGGCCAGUGCCACCAGUUUUCUGACCAGGAACUACAUAGCCAGCAGGAUGAAUACACUGGUGAUCCGUCAGAGCUGCCUGUCGUGCUCCUCCAAGUUAAUCCAUCGCCAGCACAGGCUGGUGGAUGAGGUCCUGUGGGGCCUGGCGCCCUACAUCACUGUCCUGCUGCAACGUGGCACGCCGGAGGAGACCUCUUGGGACUAUACGCUCUUCGUGGUCAACGAUCACCUGGCCUUCAAACAACAACCCUUCACCUUUUCCGACGAGAUGCUGGAGCGGGAGUUCUUCUUUAUGGUGGUGGUCACAGAGCUGCAAACCAACAAAUCCAUCUUGGAGACCGCCGGCCUUGUAAUCGUUAGUAAUCUACACCAUCGGCUCAUCAAUGUGGUGGUGGUGGCCCAGCUGGAGGAUGGCCAGGUUGACACCUAUGCGUACACGCUUUUCAAGAAGAACUGUACGCCCGGAGUGACGAUACGGCGGAUUAAUUACUUUGACCUGGCCACGGGCAAGCCCAAGGAGGCAAUGCCCGAUCUGUAUCCGGUAAGGUAUGGCCAUCUUGGAGAUUGUGCCAUCAAUGUGAGUGCCAACAUUCUGCCGCCUCAUCUGAUUUACAAGCCACAUGGUGGUGGUGGUGGUGGUGGUGGUGUUGGGCCUGUGCCUGUCCAGGGUCUCUCCGGGAUCGACUGGGAGCUGCUCCAGCUGCUGGCCCGUGCCCUACGCUUCAGGAUCAACCUGUAUGUGCCCAGCGAUACCAGCCAGAUCUUUGGCGAGGGCAAUGUCUCCGGCUGUUUUGCCCAGUUGGCCGAUGAGAGCGCCCAACUGGCCAUCGGCGGGCUGAGUGGCUCCGACAAGCGGCGCUGGCAGUUCUCCAAAUCAACGGUUUACCAUCAGAGUCACUUUGUAAUGGUGGUGCGUCGGGAUCGGUAUUUGGGUCGCUUUGGUCCGCUGCUUCUGCCGUUUCGGGGUAAAGUGUGGACCUGUAUAGUGGCGCUGCUGCUCCUGGCCCUGGUCAGCACUGGCUGCCUACGUUCCCGUCUUGGUUUGAGUCAUCCCCUGGAGAAUCUGCUCUUGGUUAGUAUGGGGAAUCCUAUACCCAUUCAGCGGCUGCCGGGCACUGGCUUCCUACGAUACCUCCUGGCCAGCUGGCUGCUCCUUACCCUCGUUUUGCGCUGCGCCUAUCAGGCUCGACUCUUUGAUGUCCUGCGCCUGCCGCACCACCGACCAUUGCCCGAGGAUUUGGCUGGACUAAUCAGGGAUAAUUACACCUUGGUGUCCAAUGGUUAUCAUGACUUUUAUCCCCUGAAUCAGACGCGGCACUUGGGCGAGUCCUUCGCCGCGAGAUUCGAGAAAGUCCAGCACGCGGGCCCCGGGGAGCGCUUCACCACAAUCUCGCUGAUCAGCAGCCUGGCGUAUUGGAAUCACAGGCGCAGGAACACCAGCCAGCUGACCUUUGUCCGGGAACCGAUCUAUCUGUACCAGGUAGUCAUUUACUUUCCCAGGAGAUCCUUCCUCAAGCCGGCCGUGGAUCGCAAGAUCAAGCAGCUGCUGAGUGCUGGGGUCAUUGCGCAGAUCGCCAGGCGGUAUCUGCGCUAUGUGGAGCUGGUGGAUGCGGAUAAUGAUGGCAUUGUGCUCAGGCGGAUCACCUGGAAGAUAAUGGCGGGUGCCUAUCGCCUUCACUACCUGGCCCUGGCUUUGGCCGGGCUUGUCUUUGUCCUGGAGUGGCUUUCGGGCAGGGGGAUAGGGGCGGGCAGGCUGCGUCGCUGGAUGGAGUGGGUGCAGGGAAGGACCUAA